ACCAUCUUAGCGCGUGGAACGCAGAAGUUUUGCGAAGCGUAAAUUUUUUUUGCCGUAAUAUUUAUCGACAACUCUACUGAACAUAACUCAAGUAGGAGUUAAAUAAUGGCGGCGGCGUUGUUACAAUGACAGCGUGAAGCAGUAUUAAUGGAGCUCCAUUUAAUGUUCUGUGAGACGGAGGACGGUGAAGGGAACCCGGCCAUCUUUUCACACAGCGACCCCGACCCGGCGCUGGGAGACAUUCCAGCUUCUCUAGCCAGCUACUUUGAGACGUCAGAAAGCCGAGCAGCAGCCUGCGAGAGACUGAUCCUGGAGCAGCUGGAAGAUGACUAUGCAGAGAAUAAGGAGGAUUUUGCGGCGAACAUCAGGCAGCAUCUGGCAGAGCGAGGCAACCCUCACCGCGAGCAGACGCAGGAAACGGAGACGAGGCGACGGAGAGAGAUGGACUUCCAGGAAGAGCUGAGGAGGAACAUGGAGGCAGAGAAGCGUCAGCAGAUGGAGCUGGAGCUCAGACAGAGAAAGGCUCAGGAAAAACUGGACCAGGAGCUGCUGCUUCGCCAGGAGCUCAUUGGGAACUUCAAAAAGCAAGUGGAGCAGGAGAGGGUGAUGAUGGAAGAAGAGAAAAACAGGAGAAUAUUGGAGGAAGUCAAGAUGAAGCAAGAGAAGAGGAAAAAUGACAAAGAGGAAAAGAAAAAAUGCAACAAAAUCAGAGAGGAUGGAAGAAAUGGGGAGAGGGAAGAAAUGAGAAGAAAGGUAGAACAGGAAGAGGGGAAAAAGAGGGAAGAGACAGAGAAGGGAGAGGUGAACAGAAAGAAGGAAAAUAAGUCGAAAGAGGAGAAGGGAUGUUUUACAGUAAAUGGAAAGAUGAUGACGAUGGACGGCGAAGAGAGAAAAGUGGAUGAGACAAAGCUUGGAGAUGAACCGGAAACAAUGGAAGAGAAGGAUGAUGGAGAAAAGAGAAGAGAGGAACAUUUUAGAAUUGGUUCUCUUAGUAAAGGUCAGGUGCAGCAAGAAGAGAAGGAGGGAGGAGAAGAGGUUCAACUACAGAGGAAGACAUUUAAGAAUGAAAUGCACCACAAAGACGGUGAAGAGAAGAGAAAGAUAGAUGAGAGGAAGAGUCAUUUAAAAAUCUGUCUUCAGAGAAGGAAAGAGGAGAAGAGAAGAGACAAAGAGAUGGAAGGCCAGGGGUUAGAGACAGCUACACAGAAAGAAGAAGGGGAACAAAGAAGCACAGAAGAAGAAAACAAAGUUAAGCAAGAACGGAGAGGAAGGAAAGGAUAUGAAAGAGAGAAUAGAGAAAUAGAGGGUUUGGAAAAAGCAGAGGAUGAAGAGAAGAGGCAGGAAGAGUUGACGGAUGACAACCAGAGAAAUGAUGAUGGGACAACAGGUGCAGAAGUGGACAAGUUGAGAACUGAGACGGGAGAACAGGUAGAAACGAGGGGGAGAGGAGCAGAGGAUGGAGGAGGAACAGAGGGGAAGAAAGACGCAAUAAAAGAGGAGCAGCCGAUUGGCCACAAUCAUCUGGAGGAGAACAAAGGAGGAAGUCACAGUUCAAGAUCUCUACAGAAUUCAGAUAAACCUGGGCCUCAGGCCUCCUUAGUGUCUGACCCAUCAGUCAGCGAGGCCACACCAACCCCCCCAGCUACACAGCAACAUGGGCCAGACGACAACAUCUGGGACACCUCUGCAUUAGAAACCGCUGACCAGACACAUUCAGAGCCGAAGCCGUCCGCCUGGUGCCGCUCUCUGCCUGCUUCCCUUCAUGAGCGCACAGAGCAGAAGAGGCUGUCCUGGAUGGAGCGCUGCGCGCCCUGGUCCGAAUUGUCCCUGCAGAACAAGAGGAAGCAGAAGGGUUCCUUCCAGAGCCGGAGGAGGCCGAGGAGGGCGGGCGGAGUUAGCAGCCUGGCCCCGCUUUGCCCCCGCGCUCUGCUCCAGUCCACAGGCAGAGCAUCCCUGCAGGAGGUCACCACAGUCACAUUGGAGGACUUGCCGGCCUGCGGCCUGUCUACUCUUGCCCAGUGUAAGCGACUGCAGCGCCUCACCCUCAGACGCUGUGGCCUCAGGUCUUUGGAAGGCAUCAGCCAGUUGCAGGAGCUCUGCUACGUGGAUUUAGAGGAAAACGACAUAUCAUCCCUGGACUGUGAGAACAUGGGCAGUUUGAGAGUUCUUCGACUCGCCCACAACAAGCUGACGUCCAUCCACGGUUUAAGCGGCGCUGAUAGUUUGGACGUUCUCGACCUCUCUCACAACUCAAUCACUCGCAUUGCUGGUCUAGAGUCUGUGAGGAGGCUGCAGAGGCUUUCAGUGGACCACAACCAGCUGAUUAGUACCAAAGGGCUUAGGGACGUGUAUACACUCCUCCACCUGGACUGCUCUCACAACCACCUGGCAAAAGUUGAGGGUCUGGAGAACAGUGCUCUUCUCCACACUCUGGAUCUAAGAUCCAACAGCCUUACUGAGCCCCCCAGCCUGAACAACCAGGUUCUCCUCAGAGAGCUGCUGCUGGACGAUAACGCCAUCUCUUCCCUCCAAGGCCUCGCCGCCUGCUGGCUUCCUCUGCUGCAGCAUCUUGCUGUCCCCCAAAACAGAAUAACCCAGCUGCCCUCCAUGACUGACUUUGUAUCUCUUAAAAAAUUGGAUGUGAGCUUCAACUGCCUGUCAGAGCUACGAGAUGUGUGUGAGAGUCUGGAGGGUUGUCUGUUUCUCCAAGAAGUUCAUCUGACUGGAAAUCCGCUUCAGCAGGAGACUGACUGGAGAUCCAAACUGCAGAGAGCAGUGCCUGGGCUGAGGGCCUUUGACAGCCAGCAGACACACUCCUUGCUCUCUUCUCUGGCUUCUCAACAGCUCAGCUUGGCCCCAGACACGUUCCUUAUGCUCUGUCAAGUGCAGCUUCAGCAGACUCAGGAUUUACAUCAGCGCCUCAGCAGGGAGCUCAGAAAUGCGUCAUCAUCUCUGGAUGCUAUGAAAAGCUGCUGCCAUCACUUUGCUCUGGCUUUGCAACUAGCCGAGGACCAGAGAUUCGCUCAUGAAUAUGGCGACACCGCUGUGUCUGAGGAACACACGGAUGCAGGCCAAACAAUGGAUGAGAAAUCCCUGGACUUGGAUAGUAGAAGUUUGGAGAAGCUCACAGAUUCCCUGAAAAGCGAGUCCCCUGUCAGACGACCUCCCGACAACCCGGGCAGGGAACAGCACGGACACAAUCACUGCCACUUUGAGGACGCAGCCGAUGAACAGGGACAAGACACAUUUGGUGGCGUUACAGCUGGCCAGAGGUCUAAAACAGAGUCUAGCGAUGCCAGAUGUUUUGUUCACUUUUGCCCUUCGAAAGGAGAAAGAAUCUCCACCAGACUGGACAACUUGGCCAGGAAAAACGCAGCGGCCACCGUGCUUCAGAGGACGUGGAGGACAUACAGGCGCCGAUGUGGAUACGCUACGGCCUCUUCCACCGCAGACUCCGGAGGAGAAAGGGAAGGACAUGCAGAAAAUGAUGGGAGCACUGCCGGCCGAGACCAUGCAGCAGCUGUCAUACAGGCGUUUUGGAGGGGCUGCGCUCUGAGGAGGAGGCUCGCAUCUGCUCUCGAUGCUUUAGCGCGCGCCGACACCGGAGAAGAGGACACCUUGGAGGAAGUGGAUGUGGAGGAAUUUGUCGUGGAUGAGCAAACACUGGAAGAACAGUGGACAAUGACCGUCUCUGACGACCCUCCUCCCCUGCGUCAUCCUGUGACAGAACAAAACUUAUCUCCAAAGGUUGUACUGGAACCAAAGCAGGCCUGGGCGGCUGAGGAGCAAAGAGACUCUGUAGCAGAAAGAUAUUCAGCAGGAGGUUCCAGUAGAAGCAUGUCUCCUGCUUCGACCUCGGUACACAGUGGUCUGUCUGCAAGAUCAGAACAAAUUCUGCAAGAAUGGGGCUUUGCCGACAGCCGCACCGCGCUUCUUAUGCUAAAGAGAGCCCAGAAGAUGAAGGCGACUAAACCACAGCAGAAAAAACAUGGAAAUCCCUCUGGCCACGUUGCCUCCAGAGGCUGCAAUUACCAAAUGAGCCCGGCGGAGGCGAGGAACAGGCCGGCACGACACAGCAGACGUUGUUUAAAAGUUGGCGAGGCCCAGUUGGGUCUUCAGUGGGCGGGGCGAACGGAGCAGAUGAGGUGGCAGCAAGCUCAGCAGCAGCUGCAGGCGCAGGUCCCGCUGGCUGACCGCCACUCAGAGAGAGGAGCCUUUUUACCAGAGAUAAACUCAUCCACAGUGAGCAGUGGUAGAGUUCAACUCAUGGCUGACCCGGCGUAUGCAGAUCUCCCCAGCACUGCAGGACCGAGCUCCAAAAGCAGCCUGACUGCCCAGCUUGUCUGCACAAGAACCCUGACUCGAGCAAGUAAAGAAGCUCCACCCCCUAGACGAGUCACAUCUCCUGUGGUAAAUAAGGAGCGCAUCUCUUUCCGGGACUUCCCCGUCCAGCUGAGCGUCGGCUGGGGAGGAGGCAAGAAGAGGGACAGACUGCCCAAGUAA
Messenger RNA from Fundulus heteroclitus (mummichog), 4503 nucleotides. RefSeq names its product leucine-rich repeats and IQ motif containing 1 (gene lrriq1). Gene Ontology annotation, molecular function: protein binding. Lineage: Eukaryota; Metazoa; Chordata; Actinopteri; Cyprinodontiformes; Fundulidae. The transcript is spliced from 24 exons. The coding region runs from base 148 to 4503 and encodes 1451 amino acids. The record is from RefSeq and is a predicted model, not a curated record.